AUUCAUGAGUUCUCGGUACAGGAAACGGUGCGCUUGGAUAAAGAACAGCCAAACGGUCCUGUCGCGCACACCACAGCCAGACUUCUACUGUGUGCAGACUUCCCAGUAGUGGGUCUGAAUCAUCUACCAUGGCGUCUUGUGAGGAGAAGAAAGAGCCGCCGCCUCCGACUUACAGCGAGAAGCCGCCCGGCGGAGUCUUCCCGGAGGAGAUCGAGAAAAUCAAACUGCAGCAAGAGGCCCGAGCAGUCAACCCGAGACGGAGGAAGAUUGUGAUCGGUGUGAUCUGUGUGCUGGGGGUGCUGCUUGUGUUGGGCCUCGUCAAACUGGGCAUCCAUCUCUCUAGGGACCCAGUCGUCAAGCGAAACCUGCGGUUCCGCGACGGAAACCAGCUGUACUGGGAGACCGUCGAGACCGACGAAGACGAGGGUACCGACACGUUCUACACCGAUAGCGCCAGCGGGGCGGCGGCGGUCAUGUUCGACCACAACAAGGACCUGAAGGCGUACAAGUUUUCCGGGCGGGACAUCUGCUACAUCGUGCCCGAAGACGAGGGAGAAGACGAGAAGGCGAAAGAAGCUGCGAAGGAACUGGAAAGCAAAGAGGAGGGGUCCACCCAAGCCUCCAAGAACGGGGGCCGCAGGAAGAUGGCCCUGGACGAGUCCCGUACGGAGACCCCGGAGCUGAGUGAGGCGAUGGGGCUCUUCUGCGGCGACCUGGAGCCCCGCUGGGCCAACAUCGAGCUGCCCGCAGACAGCAGCGAGGAGGAGACAAGUGACGGCAUCGUGCUCAUCGCUCCAGCUUCGCCAGGUGACGCCUCUGCCGAGCCGAAGAGCCGCGCGAGGCGUGGUUGGCUGUGGGGACGCCGCCGCAGCAACAGGCGCUGGCACGUGUCAGGUCACUGCUGCUGGGGAGUAAGCAUCACCUGGAGGUUCUAAAGUCAGUAAAGCAAAACCGAGUAGAAACAACAGUUUCUAUCACAACCAACGCUUUGAGAGAACUACGAGUAGUUUGCUUCGAAGUUAUAGUGCAAAUUAAAAUCCAUAUUGUAACUGA
Messenger RNA from Branchiostoma belcheri (Belcher's lancelet), 1053 nucleotides. RefSeq lists its product as uncharacterized. Lineage: Eukaryota; Metazoa; Chordata; Leptocardii; Amphioxiformes; Branchiostomatidae. Gene Ontology annotation, cellular component: extracellular region. The coding region runs from base 129 to 935 and encodes 268 amino acids. The record is from RefSeq and is a predicted model, not a curated record. Gene Ontology annotation, biological process: respiratory gaseous exchange by respiratory system. The transcript has 7 exons.